Molecule: messenger RNA, 3476 nt
Organism: Eriocheir sinensis (Chinese mitten crab)
Lineage: Eukaryota; Metazoa; Arthropoda; Malacostraca; Decapoda; Varunidae
Product: glycine receptor subunit alpha-4-like
Exons: 11
Coding region: 1457-3421 (654 amino acids)
Biological process (GO): nervous system process; regulation of membrane potential; signal transduction
Cellular component (GO): membrane; synapse; neuron projection
Molecular function (GO): transmembrane signaling receptor activity; extracellular ligand-gated monoatomic ion channel activity; neurotransmitter receptor activity
Source: RefSeq, a predicted model, not a curated record
GAUAAUAUAGGGAAACAGUGCAGUAUGAUAACCUUUCCCACCUCCACCACCACCACCAUCACCACCACCACCAGCAGCUAUAAGAGGGCCUGGCAAUGGUGUAGGUUGCAGUACCACGUGUGUGUUCAAAGUGGAAGGGUGCCGCCGCCCAGAGCCCCAAGCCACCUCUCACCCACUUCUAAGCCACUUCCCGCAUCCGUAUCGGAACUGACUUGCCUUUCCGAGCGUUGGAAGACACGGAAAGCUGAGAGAACUUCGAUUUCCUGCACGUGAAGAUGUUAGAGCUGUUCGAGUUAAUGAAAUGUGGGACGUAAGCACCGUAGACUUUCUGAGAUUUUGUUUGUAAUAUUUCCCUUCUAAUCGGUUACUCGCUGUUGACUUUUAGCGUCUGAAGUCACGGAAGGGAGUUUGUUUCGAUUUCCUGCUUGAAUUAAUGAAAUGUAAGAUGUAAACACCGUAGACUUUAUGAGAUUGCCUUUUUAAUAUUUCUUUUCCAAUCGCUUAUUAACAGUUAACUUGCCUCUUUUAGCGUUUGAGGUCACGGAAGGGAGUUUGUUUCGAUUUCCUGCUUGAAUUAAUGAAAUGUAAGAUGUAAACACCGUAGACUUUGAGAUUUUGUUCAUUUCCAAUCGCUUAUGAAUAGUUAACUUGCCUUUCUGAGCGUUUCAAUUCAAUAAAGGGAGAGAGAGCUUCGAUAUCCUCCACAAAAAGACGCUAGAGUGGUAGAGUAAAUGAAAUGUGGGACGUAAACACCGUAGACUUUGAGAUUAUGUUCUUAAUAUUUCUUCUCCAAUCGUUUAUUCACAGUUAACUUGCGUCGCUAGGCCUCUGAAGUCACGAAAAGGAGAGUUAGUUUUGAUUUCCUGCACGCGGAGAUGUUAACGAUGUCGAGUUAAUGAAAUGUGGGACGUAAACACCGUAGACUUUCUCAGAUUUUGUUCUUAAUACAUAGUUUCCAAUGGUUAUUCACAGUUAACUUCCGUCGCUAAGCCUCUGAAGUCACAAAAAGGAGAGUUAGCUUUGAUUUCCUGUACUCGGAGAUGUUAACGAUGUCGAGUUAAUGAAAUGUGGGACGUAAGUACCGUAAACUUUAUGAUAUUUUGUCCUUAGUACAUCUUUUCCAAUAGUUAUUCACAGUUAACUUGCGUCGCUAAGCGUUUGAAGUCACGGAAGGGAGAGUUAGUUUUGAUUUCCUGCACGCGGAGAUGUUAAGAUUGUCGAGUAAAUGAAAUGUGAGAUGUAAAAGCCGUAGACUUUUUUGAGAUUUCGUUCUUAAUAAAUUUUCAAACAGUCAUUCAUAGAUACCUUUUCCUUCAUUUCUUUACUUUACUUUCGCGUCAAGAUGAGCUUAAGUCACUGAUGUAAGCCUAGCGAAUACUUGCUUUUAUUAUUAGUACGUAUAGAAGAAAAAAGACAGAGGAAAGAAGGAGAAGAAAGAAGGAAAGAAAGAAUUAAGAUGUUUCUUCAACCUCAUAAGAAGACCUCGGAGGGAAGAGGAGGAGGAGGAGGAGGAGGAGGAAGAAGAGGAACAAGAAGAAAACUAGUCAAAUUCGAAGGAGGAAGAGGAGGAGGAAGAAGAGGAGGAUUAGGAGGAAGAAGAAGAGGAGGAGGAAGAAGAGGAGAAACAACACUAUACAAAGAAGAUAAAAUAAGAGGAAGAAGAGGAGGAGGAGGAGGAGGAGAAAGAAGAAGAAGAUUACAAGAAGAAGGAGAAGGAGGAAGAAGAGGAGGAGGAAUGACAAGCGGAAUAACAAGAAGAUUAGACACAACCAGAGGAGGAGGAGGAGGAGGAGGAGGAGGAGGAAGAGGAGGAGGAGGCAAUCUUCCCUCCUCUUUACGAUGCCUUGUCCUCCUCCUCUUCUGCGCUGUCCUCACCGAAGCAUCAAGUUUCCCUCAGAGCGACGUCAACAGCAAGGUUUUUGGCUUCAACGACUUGCUACCAGAGAACCCGCGUGACUACGACAAGAUGAGGCCGCCGAAGAAGCAAGGCCGUCCCACCAACGUGUACUUCCAUGUCACAGUGAUGGGCAUCGACUCUAUCAAUGAGAACUCUAUGACCUACGUGGCGGAUAUUUUCUUUGCCCAGUCGUGGAAGGAUCACCGCUUGAGGCUACCUGAGAACCUCAACUCCAGCUACAGGCUGCUCGAGGUGGAGUGGCUCAAGAACAUGUGGAGACCUGAUAGCUUCUUCAAGAACGCCAAACAGGUCACCUUCCAGACCAUGACCAUCCCCAACCACUACGUUUGGCUGCACAAGGACUCCACGAUACUCUACAUGGUCAAGCUGACCCUCACGCUCUCCUGUGCAAUGAACUACGCGAUCUACCCUCACGAUACCCAGGAAUGUCGCAUGCAGAUGGAAAGCCUUUCCCACACCACGGAGGACCUUGUAUUCGACUGGGAACCUGAUGUGCCCCUAGUGGUAGAUGACAACAUAGAGCUGCCGCAAUUCGACCUAGUUGGCAACCACACGGCGGAUUGCACCCAAGUCUACCAUACGGGUAACUUCACGUGUCUGGAGGUCGUGUUUCAGCUGCGUAGAAGACUUGGAUAUUACCUGUUCCAUACCUACAUGCCGACCUGUCUCAUCGUAAUUAUGUCGUGGGUGUCAUUCUGGAUCAAACCCGAGGCGGCCCCAGCGAGGGUCACACUUGGGGUCACGUCCCUGCUCACACUGUCCACCCAACACGCCAAGAGCCAGGACUCCCUCCCCCCCGUGUCCUACAUCAAGAUCAUCGAUAUGUUUAUGUCCACCUGUACUGUGUUCGUCUUCCUGGCCCUCAUGGAGUACGCCCUAGUGAACAUUGUGUUGGGAGACGGGCCAGAGGUACCCCCGAAAAACAAAGACAAGCAUGGAAAAGCAGGCUCGUUGCAGACCUGUAAAAAGGAAAACGGGAGACUCGCCAUAUCCGCACUUCCCACAGGCUCCCUCUUCCCCCCUGACCCCCUUGGUGACUUCGAGGGGGGGCCAGCAUUCCCCCAGCACACCCCAAUCACACCCCUUCUAAGCGACCCUCUCCCCCCUCCGCCGUUCCCCCAACCGAGCACCAUCCACCACCCCCUCCCACCUCUACACCCCCACACCCACCACCACCCACACCCACACCCCCGCCCCCCACACCUCCACCACGACCCCCCCCUUCACCCCCAACUCCACCACCACCACCACCAUCACCACCACUUCCCCGGCCCGCAUAUUCGCCUCCCCCCCCCAGCUCCGGGUUUUGGGGACAUGGUCUGCCCCCCCCUGCCUAAUGUGCCCCCACCCCCCCCGCCCCCCCAGAGGCACCCCGGCCCCACCCCAGCCAUGAAGAGGAGAGCAAAGGCAAUUCUGGUUGACCGGUUUUCACGUGUCUUUUUCCCGUCAACUUUUGGUCUUAUAAAUGGAGUGUAUUGGAUCAUAUUUUGGUUGUAUUUAUAAGGGGUGGGAGAGAGAGAGAGAGAGAGAGAGAGAGAGAGAGAGAGAGAGAGAGAGA